Messenger RNA from Sinocyclocheilus anshuiensis, 471 nucleotides. RefSeq names its product cryptochrome-1-like. Lineage: Eukaryota; Metazoa; Chordata; Actinopteri; Cypriniformes; Cyprinidae. The transcript has 3 exons. Gene Ontology annotation, biological process: entrainment of circadian clock by photoperiod; circadian regulation of gene expression; negative regulation of DNA-templated transcription. Gene Ontology annotation, cellular component: cytoplasm; nucleus. The record is from RefSeq and is a predicted model, not a curated record. The annotation marks the transcript as partial. Gene Ontology annotation, molecular function: DNA binding; FAD binding.
AAUCUAAGAAAACUCAAUUCCCGCCUUUUUGUCAUCCGAGGUCAACCAGCCAAUGUAUUUCCACGCCUUUUCAAGGAAUGGAAAAUAUCCAGGUUGACCUUCGAGUAUGACUCAGAACCGUUUGGAAAGGAGAGGGAUGCAGCUAUUAAAAAGCUUGCGAUGGAGGCUGGGGUUGAAGUCAUAGUCAAGAUUUCACACACCCUUUACAACAUUGAUAAGAUCAUUGAACUAAAUGGUGGUCAGCCUCCCCUCACUUACAAACAUUUCCAGACUCUGAUCAGCCGAAUGGACCCGCCAGAGAUGCCAGUGGAAACCCUCUCCAACACUAUUAUGGGCUCCUGCGUCACACCUGUCUCUGAAGACCAUGGGGACAAAUAUGGUGUGCCAUCGCUGGAAGAACUAGGUGAGCUGAAUGAGAUAAAGAGCUUUAUCUGUUGAGUUUAAAGGGAUAGUUCACCCAAAAAUGAAGAU